Poeciliopsis prolifica (blackstripe livebearer) is the source of this 1017-nucleotide messenger RNA. RefSeq names its product R-spondin-2-like. The transcript is spliced from 5 exons. Lineage: Eukaryota; Metazoa; Chordata; Actinopteri; Cyprinodontiformes; Poeciliidae. The coding region runs from base 152 to 874 and encodes 240 amino acids. The record is from RefSeq and is a predicted model, not a curated record.
UCUCCCAGCCGUUCACCUCUCCUCUCCUCUGCCCCCACCAACGCUCCGCUUCAUCUUUCACUGUGGAGCUAAAUUUCCCAACCUGCCGUCCCUGGAAACCCCACAGAUGUCCGGAGCCUGGCGCUGAAGCGGGCGCUCGCCAGUAGCCCAGAUGCAUCUGCGACUCUUUGCCUUUGGGAUGACCUUGCUUUGUGAGGUGAUCAGGAUGGGGUCGGGCGUCACGCAGAAGCGAAGCGCUCACAGAGAGACGUCAGAAGACUGUCAGAGUUGUCUGGAGUGUUCGCGGGACAACGGCUGUGUACGCUGCCCAGAGCGGCUCUUCCUGUUUCUCCAGAGGAAAGGGAUGUCUCAUCAUGGGACGUGUCUCCAUUCCUGUCCAACCGGACACUUUGGGCAAAGAGGGAGGGAUGUGAACCGCUGCAUGAAAUGCCGCUCGCUGGACUGCGAGCUUUGUUUCAGUCGGGACUUCUGCACCAAGUGUAAGCCUGGCUUCAAGCUGCACAAAGGCAAGUGUUUGAUCCACUGCCCAGAGGGAACCUUCGCUCAUCAGACAGACUGCCUCGAGGUCUGUCCCCUGCCUCCGCUGGGAGAGUGGAGCGAGUGGAGCGUCUGCGUCCGUGACGGCGCCACCUGUGGUUUCAGAUGGGGAAAGCAGACCCGGGUCCGGGAGAGCAGCCAGAGCGGGAAAGCGACUGAAAAAGCGUCGGUCUGUCCGCCCCAACGUGAAACACAAAGGUGCAGGAUGAAGAAAAAAUGUCCCAUAGAGAAAAGACGGAAUAAAAAAGGAGGACUUGGCAGAAAGAGGGAGAGGAAACGACAGCGAUUCCUCGCCAGCCUCUCGGCUAACGCAACAACAGACUCCACCGGCGGCUGAACCGGAUCCAGCACCAUGUUGGCCCGCCGAACCAGAACCAGAACCACAGAGGACAAAAGCAGCCUGAGCCGACUGCUCAGUUUAUCCCCAUGAUGUGAGAAUAAAAUGUGUUUUCCAAACAUUAAAUCAAAGUAGGAGCUGCA